Schistosoma haematobium is the source of this 4533-nucleotide messenger RNA. RefSeq names its product Phosphoribosyl pyrophosphate synthase-associated protein 2. Gene Ontology annotation, molecular function: magnesium ion binding; ribose phosphate diphosphokinase activity. The record is from RefSeq and is a predicted model, not a curated record. The coding region runs from base 186 to 1325 and encodes 379 amino acids. The transcript is spliced from 5 exons. Gene Ontology annotation, cellular component: ribose phosphate diphosphokinase complex; cytoplasm. Gene Ontology annotation, biological process: 5-phosphoribose 1-diphosphate biosynthetic process; purine nucleotide biosynthetic process. NCBI's taxonomy places the organism in Eukaryota, Metazoa, Platyhelminthes, Trematoda, Strigeidida, Schistosomatidae.
AAAGAAUUUAAGUGCUCAUGCUAGUUUGUCAUACGGGUAUUGGAUAUUGAAGAUGUCUCCGACCUUCGUAACAGCACUAAGGUUCGACCUUCAGUUUGCUACCAACCUUCAUCAGUGGACGAUACCCUUGAAGCGUUGCCUAAGGUUACUCGAUCUCGGUUUUAUGGGUUUGGUGUUAUUAGGAAAUGUACUGUAGAAGUAUGCGCCCUGUGAGUCUUUCUGUACACAGAAGUGGCAACGUAGUUGGUAUGGGGUUAUUAAGAUCUAAAGGGAUGGUUAUACUGGCUGGUAACUCUCACCCUGAGUUAGUUAAGGCUGUUUGUCACCAUCUUGACGUUCGUCCUGGGAACUGUUCAGUAUUUUUCCGAUCAAGUCGCGAGACGGAUGUUGAGAUUAAAGAAACUGUCAGGGGCCGAGAUGUCUAUAUUAUACAAUCAGGAACUAAGGAUGUCAACAAUGACAUUAUGGAGCUAUUGAUUAUUGCUCAUGCAUGCAGAUCAGCUUGCGCUCGUAAAGUCAUUGCAGUAGUACCGUACUUACCUUACUCAACACAGAGCAAAAGAAGAAAGCGUGGCCCUAUCACCAGUAAACUUGUAGCUAAAAUGCUCUGCGCUUCAGGAAUCAACCAUUUGAUCACUUUGGACCUUCAUUCAAAAGAGAUCCAGGGGUUUUUCGAUGUUCCGAUUGACAAUUUACGUGCUUCUCCGUUUUUGACAAAGUACAUUGAAACAUACAUAACUGAUUAUCGAAACGCAGUUAUUGUUGCUCGAAAUCCCGGAGUAGUACCUCGAGCUAGCAGUUAUGCUGAACGUUUGAGGUUACCAUUAGUUGUUAUUCAUGGCGAAGAAAGAGAUGAAAGUGACAAUACUGACGGUCGCAAUUCCCCACCUUUGGAUCAAAGUAUUGUGGAAAAAAGAUGUACACAAAUUGGCCUUGAACUUUUACCUAUGAUGAUACCUAAAGCUAAACUACCUUUAACCUUGGUUGGAGAUGUGAAUUCAAGAAUCGCUAUUAUAAUUGACGACAUUAUAGAUGAUGUAUCAAAGUUUGUUACUGCUGCUGAGCUACUGCAUGAACGAGGUGCAUAUAAAAUAUUUGUUAUUGCAACUCAUGGUCUGCUCAGUUUAGAUGCACCACGUCUAUUGGAAGAAAGUCGUAUAGAUGAAGUAGUUGUAACUAACACAGUACCACAUGAAGUACAAAAAAUGCAGUGUCACAAAAUUCGUACCGUUGAUAUAAGUCCAUUAUUGGCAGAAGCUAUCAGACGUAUUUAUAAUGAUGAAUCUAUGUCUUAUCUUUUUAUGAAUGUACCUAAAGACGAUUAAAUCUCUUCUUUUCAUAUUUGUUGUGAAAAAGACAAUCUUAAAUUAUUUAUCAUUUAAAUACUAAUUAGUUUAAGUUGUAAAAUAAUAGAAUUAAUACCCUAAUUCAUUUACUUAUAGUCGUAUUUACAAUCAAUUCUUUCCUGCCAUUAAUUAAAUAAUUCCUGUACUCUUAGUCAAGUUUUCGUUUUCCUCACAUGAAAGUUGUACACAUUUAGCACACGUUAUGGUGAGUACUGGUGAUCUAGCUCAACACUAAAAUUGUACUGGUUGUGUUGUUUCACAAAAGCUUUUUCUCUCAAUCCUAACGUGAUAGUUCGCUUAUGCUGUCCUAUGAAUAAAGUUGGCAUUCUAAACAUCGUGUUUUUUCUUGGUUAUAUUUUAUGUGCAACAACUACUUCUGACUCGCUAAUAAGUUGUUAUCAAGAAGUGGAGUUAUUGUUGUGCUAUAGAAGAAUAUGUAAGACAUCUAUUCUAUUUGGUUUUCUCUGCUUGGUCACUUGUUGAUUGAGGACUGGGGAAGUGGUUAGAUAAGCAGCUGAUGAUAUAUGUUAAUGUAUCAAGUUGCUACCUUCAUGGCCAACCAGGCACCUAGUCGAAUACUUUCAUCAAGCAGACUGUUUUGAUUUAAUGCAAAUCUAUGCUUUUGAUGUAUACACCAAUAGGUGUUGAGGUUAGUUGCUAUCAUGGUCAGUGGCAAAUUGACGGAUGACUGGACUUUCAAUGGUGCUUAGACAAUUAAGUGUCAAUAGACACCCGUUUACUCACAAUUGAUUGAUCACUGGGUGGUGAUCAAUGUCAUGUGUGUCAAGUCCUUCUUAGUGCAGAUCGAAUGCUAUCCACCAUGUUGCAAUGUGUCCACCAGUCUAGGUGACUCGACACUGCGUGCACUAUGUUGAGAUUAGAUGGUGGUUUGAGGUAGUCGACAGGAAACCCUGCAUACUGGUUUUGUGCUACUAACUACAAUUUAGAACUAAAAUGCAAUUAAAUGUAUAACUUUAAUCCAUCUGGUUACAUGACGAAUACAGAUUUUCUCAAAUUUAUAUAACCUUUAAUUUCCUUAUUGGUAAGCAGGACACUAAUAAUUUCAUCGUAUUCAGCCUGGUUGUAGAUCCUAUGAACACAAAUAAAUUACAAAAGACUUAUCUUUUGUAAAACAUAACAUCGAACAAAUUCGGCAUUUACAUCAAAGUAUGAAUGAUUGAAGAAUUGUUACGAAAUCUGAUAUGUAGCGGAAGUGCAUCAGUGUUCCAUGAAAACUAAUGGUUGAGCUUUAACUGAGUCAUUAAUUAAUUUUUGGAUUGUAUGAUCUUAAAUUCGGUGAUUACUGGGUACUUUUCCAAGUAUCAGAUGGCUGUUUUCAAUUGCAUAGAGGUCUUGGGAAUCAAAUGUUUUGUUCCGAUUGUCUCUGAUUAUGAAACUAAGUUAGAAUGCAAGAGGCUUAAAUGAAUAACGAUAAAUAUAUUAGUUUAUUAUUCAUAUUAUUAUUACUUUCUCUAUUGUUUAUUAUUAAAAUGAUUAGAAAAAAUAUAUUUGAGAAAAUUAAGCCUAGAAAUCGACACAUAAAAAAGUGCAAUUCAUAUCGAUCAAGGUUAUUAGGUUUUGAAUUAAAUCUACAGAACAUUUUCUUUGCAUUACCAUAGAAUAUGUACAAGUUUUGUUUCAUUUGAAUCACGGCAGGCAAAUUAACAGAAAUGAUCUUAACCUAUUUUAGGGAAAUCGAAAAACAGUAGACUACCAACUGAUUAGUUGAAAAAAUACAUUAUUGUAUUCCAUCUCAGUAUGUGAAAGGUAUCAUGACUAGUGUAAUAUCUGACAGUCCUAGGUUCUUUUAUUCACUAUGCGACCAUGAGUAUACGUUGAUGAGACGUUUUAAUUCUGGUCUUUAUUAGUUUACGAGCAAGCAUUGGCCAACAAUAAAAAGUUACUAGGGAGAUAUGAUAUUCUUUACAAUAUGUUUUGUAAAUGAAUAUGUUUAAUGUAAUCAUUGCGUGUUACCUCUUGAAAAAAUUAUUUAUGAAGGAUGAAUCUAUGUAAAUCGACUGUUGUCGAGUUUAGGACUGCAAAUAUUUACACCUGUUACCCCUGAUGGGGGAGCACAGGCUGCCCGUCGCACGAACGCUUAGCCUCUAAACAUUCGUGUUUAAUUAUUGACUACAAAUUUAUUAGUUAUCGAGGCAAUUUGUUCCAUAUUGGAUUCAUCAUCUGUCCAACAACUCAUUUAAAUCAUAUUUCCACGGUCAUUAUUUGCUUUGUUCCUUUUUCAAGUUAAACGAAAAUCUUAAUUGGAACAAUUGUCACUGAAAAUGUUAGCAUCAACUCUGAAUUUGUCUAUCAAAAACAAUAUUAAGUAUAUACAAUUAAUUCUUCAAUGAGUAGUCGCCGAUAUUUAUUAUUUUAUUUGAACACAUAUAUAUUGGUACAGAAGUGCGCCAAAUAUAUAUACGCCACACAAUUUCAGUUCAUUAAUUGCGUGUGGGCUGCGAUACUGCCCGGGUGCCCAGACCGAAGCAGGUCGCCGAUAUAAUGUCUGUCUGUUCCUUUUUAGUGGUAGUCGAACUUUAUCGUUAAGGUUGCAACUUGAUCGGUAAAUACACAGUUAUCAAUUAGUUGUAAAUAUCUCAGCCCUACAAAAGGUUAGUUGUGACUCGAAUAGCUCACUGAUAACAGACUGUGAGGUUCGUUGACACGAGAUCGAUUCCGCUAAGGACACCAACUCCCUCUAGAUUACAGGUAUGCCUUGCUGAUGAGUCCCGAAUAGAACGAAACUUAUGUCUAGGCUUCCUGUUGACUGCGUCCAACCACCUAACAUCUCAAUAAUGCAAAAUCCACGAGGUAUAUUUAUUUUUGCUAAUUUUUCUGUUAACUACCACUCCGCUUAAUCGUUUACUAAUCAUCAGUGUAAAGUGGAAAACCCAAGCCCUCAUAAUCAACAGUACCCGUUGAAUAUAUUAAUAGUUAUGAUGAUUUAGUAGCCUGGUGAGUGAAAUCUGGGCAUUUAAAUGGGCUAGGUACUGAAUUAGAGUUGGAUUGUGAAUAACAAUAUUAGGAUUCAGGUACGUCUAGCUGGAGAAAAUCACAACUAUGUGACACGUGGAUCCCACUAUUAGUCACCGUUCAAAAUAUAAUUACGUAAAUUCGGUUCAUCUUUUAAUAACACUCAUAAGCUAAUACAGACUGAUCAAUUCGACUUUAAAUAUUCACAAAAUAG